Messenger RNA from Mizuhopecten yessoensis (Yesso scallop), 2884 nucleotides. RefSeq lists its product as uncharacterized. The record is from RefSeq and is a predicted model, not a curated record. NCBI's taxonomy places the organism in Eukaryota, Metazoa, Mollusca, Bivalvia, Pectinida, Pectinidae. The coding region runs from base 27 to 755 and encodes 242 amino acids. The transcript is spliced from 5 exons.
ACUCCGAAAGAAGAAUUGGCGCCAACAUGGAAAACUUUAUUGACACACCAACAUCCCAAACAUGGGAAAGAGUUUACGGUUUAUAUGACAAAGUUUUAAUUGUCAAGUCAAAAAAAAUGAAAGGCGACAAAGAAAAACAAUUAAAGGACUUGGAUUACUGGUAUCAAGAGGAACUCCCAGUUGCUAUCAAAGGAAGAAAAGAAAGGCAUGUGACUCACGAGGAGCUUUGUAAACUAAUGAAAUGGAAACUGAUGAGAGGAAAAUUUCGACCUCGUUUGGAACAGAUGGUUCAGAGUAACAGUGAGGAAGAUGUGAAGGCUGCAAGUCUGAAAGGCUUUAAAGAGCUUCCAAACCUGUCCAACGCCAUCAAAGCACUUACAGUCCUGAAGGCAAUAGGUCCAGCGACUGCUUCUGCUGUUUUGGCAGCAGGUGCCCCAGACAAGGCAGCAUUCAUGGCUGAUGAGAGCAUGCUGGCUAUUCCAGAGUUAGCUCCCUUACAGUAUACGUUGCCAUUUUACAAUCAGUACAUGGACUAUGUGACAACAAUUACCAAAAAACUCAACAAAGAUCAAGAAGGAGACCGAAUCAAAUGGACCCCUCACAAGGUUGAGCUGACAUUGUGGACUUACCAAAUGGCUAAGACACUGUGUCCAGAAUUACUCCCUGAUGCCGAGGAUGAUUCAACUACACAAAAGAGAAAGAAAGUAUCAGAAAAUGGAAAAAAAGAUGACAAAACAAAGAAGCUUAAAACGUAAAAAGUGACUUUCUGGAAUGACAUUGUUAUUGUUUAUUUACUUCUUUUGCUACACUAAUUGGUACUUGAAAUAACAUUUUGUAUAAGUUUGUUAUCAAUUUAGCAGUAGAUAACAUAUCAGGGGUAGUCACUUCUAUAGCUCAGGUAAGUUAAAAUUGAAGUGACAAAGCUUAUACGUUGUAAUGGUAGUUUGUUAUGAGAUUAGACAGGUGUGUUCAAAAUUUUCUUUCGGUUAUAAAAAUAGAUGAGCUGUUAGCAACAUCGUUGAUGGUACGUUGUGUAUAUUUCUAAUAUGUCGGUUACUUAAAUCUAUACCUAUUUAGAAGUUAGUUAGUAUUUUGAUGAUCUAGCUUUGAAGGAUAUUGAUGUUUAUGAAGAUGUUGGGUUGAGAUUUGUACACAAUGAAGCAUGUUUUAUAUGUUGUUAUAUCUGUUGAAAAAUCUUAUUUACCCAAGAAGGUAAGAAAAACUUAAUAAGAUGUUUUAAUUGUCUUGUAAGGUUAUUAGAAUUACUGUGAUGAAGUAGCCAUUGAACAUAUUAUUAAUUUGUUGGCUGCUGUAGUAUUUUAAAAUUUCUAAAAUUAAGGAGGCUGGUGUAGUCACCCAAGGGGUACUGUCUUAUGUCUUAUGUCAGGGUUAAUGUUUAUGUGGCCUAAAAUUCUUGGACUUCAUUAAAAAACCAGGUAUCAUGGUCAAAGCUUGUUUUUGCUACUUGUCACACAGUAUAUAUACUGGACAGAUCUGCCUCAAAAAUUGUACACAGGAUCUCCUUGUCCUAGCUAGGACCAAAGAGAUCCUGUGUACAAUAUUUAAGAAAGAACUGUAGUUGUAGCUACAGUAAUACUGUAUAUGUACAUAUUUUAGCAAUAAUUGUAUUUCAACUUACUUCACGCUUAAAAUAAUGUAGUAAAAUGUGAUUGUACCACUUGAAGUUUUCUGAUAUUGUUUUCUCUUGCAUUUAUUGCAGGUUCACCAAAUAAUUUGAUAAUGCUGUAAAAUAUGAGUGUGCUAAAAUAAGUAAAUUUACAGUACUGGAUUACUUUCAUUUAUCAGACCCUAUGGGACUCUUGUACAGGUAAUAUCUCGGGUCAAUCACACACAAAACAUUUAAUGGGUUCUGUGAAUCCCGCAUCUUAACAUCAAAAGGCCCAGUGGGACUUUCAUGUAAUGUCUAACAUCAAAUAAACCUUAUGAGUCUCAAAUGUAACAUCCAACAGGCUCUAUGGGACUUGUAUCUAACAUGUAAAGGGCUCUAUAGGACUUGUAUCCAACAUGUAAAAGGCUCUAUAGGACUUGUAUCUAACAUGAAAAGGGCUCUAUGGGACUUGUAUCUUACAUGUAAAGGACUCUAUAGGACUUGUAUCUAACAUGUAAAGGGCUCGAUAGGACUUGUAUCUAACAUGUAAAGGGCUCGAUAGGACUUGUAUCUAACAUGUAAAGGGCUCUAUGAGACUUGUAUCUACCAUGUAAAGGGUUCUGUGGGACUUGUAUAUAACAUGUAAAGGGCUCUAUAGGACCUGUAUCCAACAUGUAAAAGGCUCUAUGGGACUUGUAUCUAACAUGUAAAGCGCUCUAUAGGACUUGUAUCUUACAUGUAAAGGGCUCUAUAGGCCUUGUAUCUAACAUGUAAAGGGCUCUAUGGGACUUAUAUCUAACAUGUAAAGGGCUCUAUGGGACUUAUAUCUAACAUGUAAAGGGCUCUAUAGGACUUGUAUCUAACAUGUAAAGCGCUCUAUAGGACUUGUAUCUUACAUGUAAAGGGCUCUAUGAUACUUGUAUCUAACAUGUAAAGGGUUCUGUGGGACUUGUAUCUAACAUGUAAAGGGUUCUAUAAGACUUGUAUAUAACAUGUAAAGGGCUCUAUAGGACUUGUAUCCAACAUGUAAAAAGCUCUAUAGGACUUGUAUCUAACAUGUAAAAGGCUCUAUGGGACUUGUAUCUAACAUGUAAAGCGCUCUAUAGGACUUGUAUCUUACAUGUAAAGGGUUCUGUGGGACUUGCAUCUAACAUGUAAAGGGCUCUAUGAGACUUGUAUCUAACAUGUAAAGGGUUCUUUGGGACUUGUAUCUAACAUGUAAAGGGCUCUAUGGGACUUAUAUCUAACAUGUAAAGGGCUCUAUAGGACUUGUAU